Prorocentrum cordatum is the source of this 455-nucleotide messenger RNA. The record is from the annotation of a GenBank genome assembly. NCBI's taxonomy places the organism in Eukaryota, Dinophyceae, Prorocentrales, Prorocentraceae.
GCGAGGCCGCGCAGAGCCGGGUGACGGCCCUGGGGCUGGACACCGCGCAGGUCCGCGCGCACGUGGCCGCGCGGCCCGGCGACGAGGGCGCGCGCGCGCUGCCCGCCUGCGUGAGCGUCGGGACGAUGCUGCCCUCCGGCGGCGCCAAGUGCUACAUGAAGCUCGUCAGGGCGUCGCAGCUGCGCCGGGGGCCCGGGCAGAGGGCCGCGUGCGAACCGGGCGGGCCCCCGGCGCCAGACGAGGCCCGGGCGGGCCUGCUGGUGGUGGCCUUCUCCGCCUCGCAGGGCGAGCCCGAGUGGCUCGGGCUGCUGCGCCGUAUGGCUGGGCAGCGGGCGCGGGCGCUGCCCCCGCCCCGGGGGCCCGUGGCCGCGGAGGUUGACCUCGGUGCCGCCGGCGCGGCGGGCGCCGACGCGGAGAGGGCCAUCUCUCGGCGGCGCGCCAAGGGAGGAGCCCUC